Messenger RNA from Saitoella complicata NRRL Y-17804, 1073 nucleotides. RefSeq lists its product as uncharacterized. The record is from RefSeq and is a predicted model, not a curated record. NCBI's taxonomy places the organism in Eukaryota, Fungi, Ascomycota, Saitoellomycetes, Saitoellales, Saitoellaceae. Gene Ontology annotation, molecular function: 1-phosphatidylinositol-3-phosphate 5-kinase activity. The transcript has 2 exons. Gene Ontology annotation, biological process: phosphatidylinositol phosphate biosynthetic process. Bases 325 to 1041 code for a protein of 238 amino acids. Gene Ontology annotation, cellular component: endosome membrane; fungal-type vacuole membrane.
AACAGAGUCAUUGCACUGAGACCCAAUCUCGUCCUUAUUGAGGGCUCGGUGUCCGGGCUGGCGUUGCAGUUUUUGGCUGAUGCGGGGGUUGCUGUUGCGUAUAAUGUUAAGCCGUCAGCGAUUGCGGCUGUUGCGCGAUGCACUCAGACGGAUAUCAUCUCGUCGAUUGAUCGGCUCGUGUUGGAUCCGAAGGUUGGGCGGUGUGCGAAUUUUAGUGUGAAGACAUUCGUGCAUGACGAUAUCCCAGGGAAGCGGAAAUCAUUUCUCUAUUUCGAGGGGUGUCCGAAGGAGCUUGGGUGCACGAUUGUGCUACGGGGAGCGGAUAUGGCGACGUUGAGCAAGUUGAAGAUUAUCACGGAGUUCAUUGCGUUUGUGGUUUACAACCUCAAGCUGGAGACGUGUUUGAUGAGGGAUGAAUUUGCUCUUAUUCCUACUGCACCGCCGUCUCGUGAAACGUCUGCGACGACUGUAACGAUCAGUAUUGAUGAGAAUAUUGGGGAUUUACCGUUGUCGUCCAAGCCUCUGGAUGAUACGUUGGAUACGUACAAGAAAAAGAUCUUGUCGGCCUCUCCGUUUGUCAAAUUUCUUCCGCCGUAUUUGUUGUCGAGGGCACAUGAUGCUUUGAGACGGUUGUCUCAGCCGACGGAAGCCAUUGAGAAACCGCGAGAGUCGUCUGAUCUUCCGAAUGAAACGGAAAAUUCGGAUCCGGAGAAGGUCGAUGAAACUGAGCCACAUACCAGUGUUGUCCUUCGCAACCCUAAUCUCCAGACUCGUAUUGAUGGGAUUCUCAUGAAUGAACUUCAUCGGAAAACCCUUCGCGAAUACGAAACUAAACUUCGUCAAUGGGAAGCCCAUGUCGCCCAGAAUACAGACAUCAUUAACCCAUUAGCCCACCAGAAUAUCGUGGUCUUGUUUUCUCGCGUGAACUCAGCAACAGCAGUCCCUUGCGAAGGUCCUAAGAUCGACGUCAUCGAGUAUUAUCGUGAGACCGAUCGUACGUUGGAACUCGAUUUUGAUGUGGAGCUUUUGCAAGAUAUGUAAGAAGACGACGCCUGUGAUUCCUAUGUCUGACG